Talaromyces rugulosus is the source of this 966-nucleotide messenger RNA. RefSeq lists its product as uncharacterized. NCBI's taxonomy places the organism in Eukaryota, Fungi, Ascomycota, Eurotiomycetes, Eurotiales, Trichocomaceae. Bases 1 to 966 code for a protein of 321 amino acids. Gene Ontology annotation, molecular function: hydrolase activity, acting on carbon-nitrogen (but not peptide) bonds, in linear amides. The record is from RefSeq and is a predicted model, not a curated record. The transcript has a single exon.
AUGAGCCUCGCCUCCCAGAUUCGGACGAUCCAUAACGUGGACCGACACCACAAACACCUCAAAUGGACCAAGAAGCAGGCCCCGGUCCUGACCGUGUCGUCCGGAGAUGUCGUCACUUUUGACGCCCUCGACAGCAGCAACGGCCAGAUCACAGUUAACUCAGAUGCCUCUGCCCUGGACUCGUUCAAGCUCGAACUGGCCGACCCGGCAUUCGGCCCCGUCUACGUGCGCGACGCGGAACCCGGCGAUGCGCUCAAGAUCGACGUUGUGUCGUUGGACAUAGGGGACUGGGGAUGGACUGCAGUUGCGCCGGGCUUUGGUCUGCUGGCGGACGAAUUCACCGAUGCCGAUCUCAAGAUCUGGAAUCUCAGUGCUACGCCCGGAUACGCCGAGCUGAAGCCAGGCGUCCGGGUUCCCCUGCGGCCGUUCUUGGGGAUCAUGGGCAUUGCACCCGCUGCCGACGGCGAGUUCUCGACUAUUCCGCCAACCGACGUGGGAGGAAACAUUGACUGUCGUGAUCUUGUCGUGGGCUCUACGCUCUACCUCCCGGUCCAGGUCCCCGGUGCCCUGUUCAGCUGCGGAGACGGCCAUGCGGCUCAAGGACAAGGCGAAGUAUGCGGAACCGCCAUUGAAACACCCAUGAAGGCCACCGUUCGAUUGACAGUGUGCAAAAACCAUCCCUGGGUGCAAUCCCCGCACCUCCUUUUACCGCCUCAGGCGCCAUCGACUUUUCCUGUCGAGGACAAAGGGCAAUAUGCUACAAUGGGGCUGGACUCUGAUUUACUCGAGGCGACUCGCAAGGCCACCCGGUAUAUGAUCGACUGGCUCGUAUCUACCAAGGGGCUAACCCGGUACGAGGCCUACAUUCUUACCAGCGUUGCAGGCGACCUCAAGUUGGCCGAAGUCGUCGACAUGCCAAAUUUUGCCGUUACUAUGAACAUCCCGCUCAACAUUUUUAGCUCUUGA